Molecule: messenger RNA, 8799 nt
Organism: Symbiodinium sp. CCMP2592
Lineage: Eukaryota; Dinophyceae; Suessiales; Symbiodiniaceae
Source: the annotation of a GenBank genome assembly
AUGGACUUGGAAAAAGACCGCGAUCUUUUCUGGAUUGCGAGGGCUGGUUUAAAAGCACCGUUGCCAGCGCCCUGGAAGCCCUGCGAGUCUGAAGAUGGUGAGAUUUUCUAUUUCAACUUCGAGACAGGCGAAAGUGUUUGGGACCACCCGUGUGACGAACACUACCGCAAAGUCUACGAAAAGUACAAGGCGAAGAAGGAGGCCGAUCGCACGCCCGGGAACGACGAUUCGAAGAGGAAGGACAAGAAGGACAAGAAGGAAAAGAAACGUAAGAGUGGUUCAGGCGAUUCGUUGGGUGCUGACCUCCUCGAUGUCCCACCAAAGAUGGACCUCCCCAAGCCUGGUGAGUCGCUGUUCGGCAAGCCCAGCAAGAACAAGCUUGUCUUUGACUGCAAGCCAAAGGCUAAAGCACAAGCCACACAGCCGCAGGCGCCGGCGCCGGCGUCGACCGAUGCCGACAGUGCUUUUGAGACACAGAAAGCGAAGCUUGAGGCCGACCACCAAGAGAAGCUGCAGCGGCUUGAGAAACAGCACCAGGAAAUUCUUCGGCAGCUUGAGUCAGACUUUGAACGCCGGCGUGAUGAAAAAACUCAGCAGCUGGCUUUGGAGAUGGAGAGGAGGAGCCGUGCAGAUGCUGAGCGGCAGGUUGACGAGAAGCUGAAGACCUUGAAAGAGCAGCUGGAGCGUGAGAAGCGAUCCAGGCUUGAGAAGGAAGUUGAGGAGAAGCUGCGGCCAUCUGCAGCUGCCUUCGAGCGAGAUGCUCGGGCAAAGCUCGAGAGGGAGGCAGAGGAUCGCGUCAGAAGCACACUUCAUGAAGUUGAGAAGGCUCUUCAGGAAAAGUUCGAGAAGGAAGUUGAAAGCAAGGUGCGGCUGACGCUUCCCGACGUGGAGCGGCGCCUGCGAGCAGAGCUCGAAGAGGAAGCGCGCUCGCGAGUGUCGGCAGAUGGGGGCCGUGUCGAGAGGGAGGCGCAGGAUAGUUUGCUGAAGGAGGCAGAAGAGAAGACCAGGCGAAUGCUACCCGAGAUGGAAAGGGAGGCUCGCGCGAAGCUUGCAAAGCAGGCGGAGGAGGCGGCCGCCUCUGCGUUGCCGGAGCUUGAGCGGCAGGCUCGAGAGAAGCUGGUGGUCGAGGCGGAGGACAAGGUGAGGGCAACGGCAGCUGCAAGCAUCGAGAAGGAGAUUCGAGACCGACUCAGGAAGGAGGCCGAGGAGCGCAUCAAAGCUGAGCUUCCUGAGAUUGAGCGACAAGCCCGCGAACGCUUCAUGGCUCAGGGCCCGCCACCGCCUGCGCCGAUGACGCCAGUUGCCCCGGUCGAGCCGCCUGUCGCCGUCCCGUCGUUGAAGGUCGACGCUGCCCAGGCCGAGCACCUCGCACAACUUCAGCAAGUAGACAGGGAGCACCAGGAGAAGCUGCGGCAGUUGGAGGCAGACUUCGAACGCCGCUGCGAAGAGCGCACACAGCAGCUGACGGCAGAGCUCGAAAGGAAGAGUCGAACAGAUGCUGAAAGACAGGUUGAGGAGAAGACGCGGAGCUUUCGUGAGCAGUUGGAAAAGGAGAAGCGAGCGCAGCUGGAAAAGGAAGUUCAGGAGAAGCUGCGCCCUUCAACCGCAGCCUUCGAGCGAGAAGCCAGGGUGAUUCUUGAGAAGGAGGCAGAGGAGCGUGUCCGAAGCUCCAUCCCCGAGAUAGAACGCACGGUGAAGGAGAAGCUGGAGAAAGACGCGGAAGAGAAGGUUCGGGCUUCGCUACCACAGCUUGAGUCACGCCUUCAACAGGAGCUCGAAGCAGAUGCCCUCAAGCGCGUGUCGGCGGAUCGACAUCAGAUUGAAGAGGCAGCAAGGAGGCGGGUUGAGCAGGAAGCCGAAGACAAAGCCAGGCGAGGUCUGCCCGACAUGGAGAGAACCGCGCGGGAGAAGCUUCAGAAACAGGCCGAUGACACGGCUGCCGCUAUCGACAAGGUUGCGCUUGAGGCGGAGGUUGACGAGAAGCUGAAGACCUUGAAAGAGCAGCUGGAGCGUGAGAAGCGAUCCAGGCUUGAGAAGGAAGUUGAGGAGAAGCUGCGGCCAUCUGCAGCUGCCUUCGAGCGAGAUGCUCGGGCAAAGCUCGAGAGGGAGGCAGAGGAUCGCGUCAGAAGCACACUUCAUGAAGUUGAGAAGGCUCUUCAGGAAAAGUUCGAGAAGGAAGUUGAAAGCAAGGUGCGGCUGACGCUUCCCGACGUGGAGCGGCGCCUGCGAGCAGAGCUCGAAGAGGAAGCGCGCUCGCGAGUGUCGGCAGAUGGGGGCCGUGUCGAGAGGGAGGCGCAGGAUAGUUUGCUGAAGGAGGCAGAACAGAAGACCAGGCGAAUGCUACCCGAGAUGGAAAGGGAGGCUCGCGCGAAGCUUGCAAAGCAGGCGGAGGAGGCGGCCGCCUCUGCGUUGCCGGAGCUUGAGCGGCAGGCUCGAGAGAAGCUGGUGGUCGAGGCGGAGGACAAGGUGAGGGCAACGGCAGCUGCAAGCAUCGAGAAGGAGAUUCGAGACCGACUCAGGAAGGAGGCCGAGGAGCGCAUCAAAGCUGAGCUUCCUGAGAUUGAGCGACAAGCCCGCGAACGCUUCAUGGCUCAGGGCCCGCCACCGCCUGCGCCGAUGACGCCAGUUGCCCCGGUCGAGCCGCCUGUCGCCGUCCCGUCGUUGAAGGUCGACGCUGCCCAGGCCGAGCACCUCGCACAACUUCAGCAAGUAGACAGGGAGCACCAGGAGAAGCUGCGGCAGUUGGAGGCAGACUUCGAACGCCGCUGCGAAGAGCGCACACAGCAGCUGACGGCAGAGCUCGAAAGGAAGAGUCGAACAGAGGCUGAAAGACAGGUGGAGGCGAAGACGCGCAGCUUGCAUGAGCAGUUGGAGAAGGAGAAGCUAUUGCAGAUGCAAAAAGAAGUUCAAGAGAAGUUGCGCCCAUCAUCCGCAGUGCUCGAGCGGGAAGCGCGGGUCGUGCUGGAGAAAGAGGCCGAGGAGCGUGUCAGAAGCUCGAUCCCAGAGUUCGAGCGGGCGGUAAAGGAGAGGUUGGAAAGGGACGUGGAAGCAAAGGUGCGGGCUUCGCUGCCACAGCUUGAGUCACGCCUUCAACAGGAGCUCGAAGCAGAUGCCCUCCGGCGCGUUUCGGCAGAUCGAUAUCAGAUUGAAGAGGCAGCAAGGAGGCGGGUUGAGCAGGAAGCCGAAGACAAAGCCAGGAGAGGUCUUCCCGACAUGGAAAGAACCACGCGAGAAAAGCUUCAAAAGCAGGCUGAAGACACGGCCGCAGCCAUCGACAAGGUCGCUGUUGCGGCCGAGGAGAAGGUGCGGGCAACCGCCUCCAGCAUUGAGGCUGAGAUCCGAGAGCGUUUGCGGAGAGAGUCGGAAGACCGAAAGGCUGAGCUUCCUGUCCUGGACCGAGAGGAACGCGAGCGAAUUCGCAAGGAAGUCGAACAGCGUGAGGAGCUGAAAGUUCGUGAAGCCGCCGUGUUGGACAGACAACACCUCCUGGACGAGAGGGAGGAGGUCUUGAAGGGUGCAGAGAGACUUCUUCGCCGCCGCGAAGUUGAGAUAGAAGGCCAAGCGAUGCGCUGGGCGCAGAUGCAGACGACGCCUCGAAACCAGGGGGCCUCCGGCCUCGCAGGUACUUGGCCGAGCCCGGCCGCGGCGGCCGAAAGUGUGGAGCGUCCCACACUUGCAGUCACCACUCAAGUGGGGACGGCCGCGAUGCAAAGCAGCGGUGGUAAGAUCGGAACUGUCGAGUCGCUGGAUCUGUCGCCACAGGAUGCCUCUCCUGGAGAGGCCCAGGAGGCCAAGGCCGAGGGGGGCGAGGCUGCGCCACAAUCCACGACCAAUCAUCUCCUACCCGGAGAGGCUGUGGCACCUAUUCACGAGAAGGAGCUGGACGCGGAGAUCGAGGAGAUGCUUGCGUCCGUGGUCACCAUGAAGCCCCAGGCGCAAGCGGAGAGGACGAUUGAUCCUACAAAUGUAGCGUCCUCCCCGAGAGUUCGCAACCAGCGACAGGAGCAGCGAGGCCUAUGGGAGCUGACGCAGGGCCGGCGCCGGCAACUGAAAAAGCAGCGUGCAGCGCUGCUGGUUGAGCUUGAACGAUGGCGCCUCGACUGUGCUGGCGCCUCGCCGGCAGAGCGUCCGGAACUUGCGGAGAUGAAGAGCAGACUCGACGAACGCUAUGCACUCGUGCUGGAAGGCAUCCGAGAGACGCGAGCAGUCGAACGCACGCUACUUCAUCUCCGAGACCGCGACACCGCUGUCGGGCCUGCGCAGACGGAGGGGCUUCUGGAAUACCCAAGCAUGAGGCCCUCGUCCGCAGCCGCUGAGGUCGCCGCCCGGCAUCUCGUGGAGCGCUGGAGGGCGGAGCGUCUGCCAGGCUCAAUCUCCAGGCGAAGCGGUGCCUCUUCUGCCAGGUAUGCAAGUUCGGCUGUCCCGGCCUGGUCCGGCCACCGGCGUGAAGCAUUGACGGCCCGUGACCUGCUCCGGAGGCGAGGGCAGACGGCCAAUCUUCGCUAUCAAGAGGUGUCUGCGGCUGUGGAGAAGCACUCCGAUCCGAAGGAGAGCGUGGCCACGGAGCUGGUCCAGCAGCCAACCGUGGCAUGUGUGUUUACUCUCGAAAUGGGAAUCGUCAGCCUGGUUCAACAUGAGAAAAUGUACAUCCCCGCAGAGUCGCCUUGUGUGAUGAUCAAGUGGGACCGUGCCAACUGGCCUUUGUGGCUUAGCUGCGAGGGUCAUCAGAAAGGGAUGAAGGAGAAGCCCUCCCUCAUGCUGGAAUGGUCGAAAACCCGAUCGCUAAGAGACGCUUUGAGAGUCGAGAUCAUCUCCGAUCGAGCAUCGAUGAACGCUUUUGACACUGUCGUCUAUCACCGGAAGGAGCUGAAGACACUUCUGCCGCCCCUCACCAAUGAGCCCCACAUGUCGGUGGACAAGUGGAUCUACCAGCUCCAGAAGGCUGAGAGGGCCUUCGGCCAGAUGAUCUUCUUCUUGAGCCAUUCCUUGAACUGGUGCAAGGCUGUGGCUUGCCAAAGGCACAUGGCUGCCAUGUGGAAGAUGAUUUGCUUCGUGCCCCUCUUGCUUGCCGUCCAGGCACAGGGCGUUCCCGGAGAGGACCCGCUGGCUCAAUGGCUGGAUGACUUGAAGUUCAAUUUGCAGGAUGUGACACAGGAGAAGGCAGGCAUCACUGUCACAGCAUCGAAGCUGGUUUGUCAGAACUUGCAGCUGACAGACAUCCAGUCAGCAGUUCAAGGUGUUGGCCUGUCGGUUACUUUGAACGGUGUUGGCAUCAAGUGCACCGGACACUUCGAGUAUCAUGGCUUAGCCAUUGUGAGUGGUUCGGGAGAUCUUGAGGCAGUCGUGAAGAGCAGCCCCUCUUCUACAGCGACCGUUGCGUUGCAGGGCGGGAGCAUCGACAAGAACGUACCCUGGACGGUGGAUGUGUCUAGCUGCUCCGCUAGUAUUGACUUCAAGAUCAAAUUCUCAGGCUCCAUUAUCUACACCAUCGUGAAUCUCUUCCAAACCCCGAUCUCGUUGCUCAUCAAGUCACAAGCAGUCAAGCAAGCCUGCGAUCAGUUAAAGCAGAUGGCAGCUGGACCACUUUCGAAGAAGCUGGCUGUUUUCAAUCAUCUGAUGCUGCCACCAGGCUCAACGACCCUGACAAGCCUCUUGCUUGAAAGUCGCGCGGUAGAGAAAGCGGAGGAAGUCGAGGGCCUCAAGGUCACCUUCGACAGCGUUGCCGAUGACAUGUUUCAGGCUGAAUCCAAGGCCGAGGUCCCGGAGGUCCCUAAGAAUCUUCGCUACGACCGGAGGCUUCAGGAGGGCUCGGGCUCAGAUGCUCCUACCGUGGACUGGAGCCGCGACCGGUCCGUCAGCUGGAUGUCGUGGUUAUUGGACGACGUCAUUGGCCCAGAGAAGAUGGAUCAGGCCCUCCGCUGGGCCUGGAAGGGCGCCAAGUCUGUAGACAUCCCAGGUCCCGAGACACCUGUGGCAGUCAGUACCAUCCAACAGCCGGAUGCCGGCCUCGAGCUGAAGGUGCAGGCUUUCCUGAAGCAGGCCGUGAUCGAAGGGGCCGACGGCAUGUCUGCCUUCACCCCGGUGCAGGCCAUUGACCCCAACGACCUGCGCUUCAAGAUCAGCUGGGGUACCCCAGACAUCCCAGCCUUUGGCUUCGGCGUCGAUGUUCGUGUGACAGUGGAGGCCAUAGAUCUCCAAACCAAGCAGUCGCAAGCUUCAGUGGAGCAGGAGAUGAGCCUGCACCUGGCACUCUUGAAGCCUUCUCUAGAUGCCACUGGUGAGAUUCUCGUCCUGGAAAGUGAGUGGCCAGGCCAACAUACGCUGGCACAGUUCCUGGUGGCACCUCAAGCAUGCCUCACUAGCAUCUUUAAGUCGGCACCUGCCUUGAAGAAGCUACAGGUGCAGUUUGCCGGCAUCGCCGCCCCUCUGAGCUUCCAGGCGAAGACAGUUGGAGCUUUGGAGGCGUCGUUGGCGGCUUUGCUCAACAACGGCGUGGCCUUGUUCAACAAGGUUUACGAGCCACUGCUUCCUGGUGCGAUUGAGCGUUUCGCAGGCUCUGACGCACUCAUCAACCAGCUCAACGCCAAGCUGAAAGAGCAGCUGAAGCCCGGACAGUGCAUCAGCCCAACCAUGGCAUCGCAGCGUGCGAGGAAGACUGUUCCACAGUUCUACAGCGACUGGCCUCCGAUCUUCGACAACUAUCUGAGGAAGUGGAUUGACAACUUCUUCGAUGGCCUGAUUGCCGCAAAUACCACCACCAUAAACCAGGGCCUCUCCGACAUGCCGAAGCUGCCCCUGCCUUUGGAUGCAAAGUUUUCUCUGAGAGAGUUGCAGGCCACGGGUUUGGAUCAGGUGAGCAACCUCCGUGUCCUGGUGCCAUCUGAGACACACAGAAGCUGGCUGGGAAUGAGCGCCGUCUCGAAGUGCCCGAGCCCCCAGGCACCGUGGAAGCCCACCUUGGCCGUGAGCGGCGCUGUGGAGGCCGGGAAUUUCAAAGGCAACGGCUCAGUUAUCACGGAGAUGCCCUGCGGCACGGCCGAUGCGCAGCUAGACGUAGAGGUGGACAUGUGGGCUCUGCUUGACAUGCAGCUUCCGCCCAGCAUGACUUGUGCCCUCUUGUCACCCUUUGCCCACCUCGACAUCGAGACCUUGCACGCUACUUGGACAGGAAAUGGCAACAUCAUCGUGAAACCAGUUGAUGGACCUCCACAAGAGCCGGUGAAGCAGCUCUGUGAGUUGCACCCUCGUCUGUGCGAGCUGGGCGUGAAGUUCCGCGAGUACGUCUCGACGACAGAAGGUGCCUCCCGUUUGUACCACAUGGCCCGUGAUGUAGUCCUGGCACAGUGCACGGAUCUUCCCAAGUUGUCGGCAUCGGGGCAACUCGGGGCUCUGCCAAAGGAUGCUUUAGGUUACACAUAUGUUGCGGCUGACAACAUGAAGCUUUGGCUUGCUAGCGUCCUGAUUGUCAUGGCCCUCUCUGGCACAUACAGCUUCUGUGCUCAUCUCGGAAAGCUGAUUCGAAACGAUGACUGCGGUGAGGUGCUGCCGACGACACCGGUGCCCUUGGCCUCAAUUUGCUGGUUCGGGAGGGCACGCUCUCAAGUCGGCAUCCCCAAGACGGCGACGAUUUGCACUAGCACACUCAUGGCUGCUGGACUUGUAGCUCGCAUCCUCGCUUGCUUCUGGCUGCCCUUUGCGGCGGCUGGUAUGGCCGUCACUCAGGCCUCCGGCGCCACCGUCUUCCAGGAUGAUGCCUUGUUGGAAUACACCUUCUUCGGCAUCGGCGUACAAUUUGGAAAGGGGGGCUCCUUGUACUGCGAAACCUUGUGGUUCUUCAUGUCGCUCGGUUCCUCAUUUACAUCCCAUGCCAUUCUGGUGCUUGUUUGGUUAACGCCUUUCCUGGCCAAGCAUCGGCGACAGCUGCUGCUCCUUGCAUUGGUGCUUGGCCGUUUCCCUCUGUCUGAGAUGGAGACCACGGGCAACACUGCCAUGGCCUUGGGCGGUGACAUUCAGAUGCCCUUGGGCAUGACGCAGACGUUGGGCCUGGGCCUGCAGGCCGGUGCCUAUGCAUCUUGGUUCUCCUCGGUCUGCAGCUUGCUGGCCAACCUGAUCCUGCUCAAGGUCUUGCCUCGGCCUGUGAAGGAGAAAGAUUGGGCAGCCGGCAAGGCUCCGCUGAAGGUUACAGUCAUGCAGGGCCUGGCGAGCUGCGCAAUGAUUGCUGGCCUUUGCAUGUGGUGGUUCUGCGACUUCAUGCAAGCUGUCACUGGAGGAGUUGCCGGCACGCUCAUCGACCCAGUCUCUCUGAGUGCUUCCAGCUUGGGCAAGACCGACAUGGGGCUCAGAGUUAUGGUGAUCUGCACCGCAAUUGGCUGCCCUUUCCUGCACAUCGUCGCCUUCUUGCUUGGUCUCUGGGGAAAGGCUCCUGGCCUCGCAAGGAGCUUGGCGGGCUUCGCUGCGACCUUCUGCCUCUUGGACCUCUUCGCCCUGGGAUUUUUGAUCACUUUCAUUGAGGGUGUCAACGGCUUUGCCUCUUCCGCGAUCCGUGGCCUGGCGCCGGCAGUCUGCGAGGUGGCCAAGGAGGCAGUGGGGGAGGACUGUCUGACCAUGCAGAUCAACGUGGUCCCCCUGGGCACCAUCGGCUUGCUUUUGGCAGCGGGUGCCUGGAACGUCCUCCUCGGUGUGCAGGUCCUUGGAGUUGGCCAGGGCAAGGAGAAGCCAGAAGUGCGACAACCAUUGGUAGAAGUCGGGAGCGUUCCUUCCACAUUUCAGGAGUGCAGAGACCCGGUGGCGCCUGCAUGA